UGGACCACUAUUUCGUGCUCAAUUGUUUGUAUCGUAAAUUUAUAAUCGGUAAUGAAUAUUACGAUUAAAAGUGAGAAUAUACAUAUUAAAAAUGUUAGAGAAGAUGAAAAUUGCGGCGUGGAAAUGGCACUGGUGUUUGUACUUGGUGCUACUGCUGGUGUAUAGUUCUCGUGGAGAUAAAUUCACCGUGGGCUACAUCACAGGCUCGCAGCGCCGACCAGGAGACUACGUGUACGAAAUGCCCGGUCGCGUUAUAUCAGGAGCAAUUUCAAUGGCAGUCGAUGAAGUAAAUGAAAAGUUAAUGGCACCAAUGGGACACUCGAUGGAUUUCACCGUCGCUGAAACCUACGGCCAGGAAGAAGUUUCCAUACGUCAGGUGGCGAUGUUGUGGGCAGCCAACGUGUCGGCGUUUAUCGGGCCGCAAGAAACCUGCGUCCACGAGGGCCGCAUGGCCGCUGCUUUUAACUUACCUAUGAUAAGCUAUUUCUGCCGCGACGUGGCGAGCUCAAACAAGCGUGUGUACUCAACGUUCGCGAGGACUCGGCCCUCAGACAUCGACAUCUCCCGCUCCGUGGUCGCCGUUCUCAACCAUUUCAAUUUCAUGCAUGUAUCGUUCGUAUAUCUAAAAGGAAAACAUCACGACUACUCGAGACUUGCUCAAGCAAUUAUAACAGCGGCAAGGGAGAAACAAAUAGCCGUUCAUCCCAUAGCUGUGUACCAUCAGCCUUAUCACUAUGAAAGCAAACUGGAGAAUUACACUCGUAACCCCUUCCUGGAUAUAGUAAGAGACACUUACAAAGACACUCGAAUAUACGUAUGCGUCGGACUUUGGCACGAUCACAUUGGUCUUAUGCUCGCUUUGGAUGCAUUGAAGCUUUUGGAUUCUGGCGAAUACGCAGCAAUCGGUGUAGACGUAGAAACGUAUAAAGCUGACCAGGCAACACAGUAUCUUGUUGGUCUAGUAGCAAAUGACCCACCAGCCCAGGCCAUGAGGGUCUUCAGAUCUUACUUGGCAGUGACUCCUUCUCCGUCACCAUCAUAUCCAGCUUUCUCGAAGGAAGUGAACAGGCGACUUCAGAUGCCUCCAUUUAACUUCAUCAAUCCUUUGGAGAUUUUGGGAGGCUUGAAAGUGAUCCCGGUCGAAGCAGCGUGGCUACACGACGCGGUGUGGGUGUAUGCGCGUGCGCUUGCAGAAUCGCUCAGCAUCGGCGAAGGACCUCGUGACGGCCGUGCUAUCGCCGCUCGGAUGAGAAACACCACCUACCGUAGUGUUAUGGGUUACACAGUACAUAUGGACGAAAACGGCGACGCUCAAGGCAAUUACACUUUACUGUCGAUUGACCCCAGCCGCCCGCCCGGGCUCUACCCACUCGCUGUUCUGCACAAAUCUGCACCGGAGGUUAGAUUUUUACGCGAAAUGAAUUGGCCUGGAGGAAGAGCACCGCUGUCUGAACCACCCUGUGGUUUUCGAGGAGAAAAAUGCGCAAGUCACGUGGGAGCAUGGGCUCUCGGAGCCUGCGGAGGGACAUUAGCGCUACUGGUGUUAGCAGCUUUAGCACUAUACCGCGGUUGGCGAUACGAACAAGAACUGGAUUCCUUGCUGUGGAAGAUCGACUUUCGGGACUUGCAUUUGCCUGAAGAGGAUCAACGAGCCAACAAACUGAGUCCAGUAUGUGCGGGAGUUGUUGGUCUAAAAAUGCCCAGAUAUUGUUUAUUCGGAGACACGGUUAACACUGCUAGUCGAUUUGAAUCCACUGGAGCCCCGUUAAAAAUCCAUUGCAGCGCGGCAUGUAAAGCUUUAUUGGAUCAAUUAGGAGGCUACAUUUUAGAAGAAAGAGGAGUAGUCGCUAUGAAAGGCAAAAGAGAUCAGGUAACUUAUUGGCUGAGAGGGGAAGAACCAAAAGCCGCCGCUGCACGAGCCAAACGGCGAGCGCAAAGAGAAGAUAAUUCGCAACCACCACCAUUGGAGAAACGAGGGCAACGGAGUUCCUUGAAAAGUCGAAACUGGAAAAAUCAACUGGGCGGGUUACACAGAUGUUGCAGUUUAGAAUCUCCUAAGAAAUUAAGGUUUGCAUCUGGAAGCCACUUGGAAUCUCAUACAGAUGGUGUGUUGCAUCAUCGGAGUGACGAAUAUCUUAUGGAGGUCAUAGGCGAAGGCCGUUUAGCUCCAGUACAACGUGGCGAUCUUUUGCAAGCGCCUUGUCUCCGGCACGAAUACACAAGCAUAUCUUGCCCCAUAAUCGAGCACGCAGAAAGUGCACCUGCUCCACCAGCCGCUACCUCCUGCACUCCUCUGUUAACCCAAGAAAAGAAAAUUCCCCAAGACCUAGACAAAAACCCCAUAGACGCUACACCUUGCGAUAUCAAAUUAGUCAUCAACGGGUGCACGUAUAAUGACAGGGAAGCGGGCAUGCCGUUACUGGCGGACGCAUAAUGUACUUAAUACUAGUCAAUAGUUGAAUUCCAGACGUUUACAAUCGCAACACGACUACUUCAGAGCUCAAUUAGUCUCGUUCGUUUUGUAAUUUGUUAACACCUGGAUACGAUAAUAUAUUUGGGGAUUUAGUAUACACACCUUUUAGACUAAGAAAUUAUAAUGUCUUGAACGAAUUUGUAAUUGUAAAGUGCAAACAGUUUCCUUUAGAGGGCUUAAGACAUGGUUUUCUUGUAGUCUAUUGCAUAUUGUACUCUCCAGUUAUGUUGUCAAGCGUGAAGCGAUACCCUUAGCGAUAAUGUGAUCUAUGUCAGUAUUAUUAAGAGACCUUAUUCAAUAG
Molecule: messenger RNA, 2774 nt
Organism: Hyposmocoma kahamanoa
Lineage: Eukaryota; Metazoa; Arthropoda; Insecta; Lepidoptera; Cosmopterigidae
Product: guanylate cyclase 32E
Exons: 17
Coding region: 92-2434 (780 amino acids)
Biological process (GO): protein phosphorylation; intracellular signal transduction; cGMP biosynthetic process
Molecular function (GO): protein kinase activity; guanylate cyclase activity; ATP binding
Source: RefSeq, a predicted model, not a curated record